Molecule: messenger RNA, 1392 nt
Organism: Suillus clintonianus
Lineage: Eukaryota; Fungi; Basidiomycota; Agaricomycetes; Boletales; Suillaceae
Product: 60S ribosomal protein L5
Exons: 4
Coding region: 247-1224 (325 amino acids)
Biological process (GO): translation; ribosomal large subunit assembly
Cellular component (GO): cytosolic large ribosomal subunit; ribosome
Molecular function (GO): structural constituent of ribosome; 5S rRNA binding
Source: RefSeq, a predicted model, not a curated record
AUCAAUAAAGGUAAACAACUGCUCUCAGAAACUUUGAUUGAAGGGGUGUACUCGCUGUCCCCGCCGUCCUCAAGAUCCCUCAAGGUAUGUCCUUAUGUCAGUUCGCCGUCCUGGGGCAUCGUCUGGUCCCGAACGACUGCUCACAAUCAUCGGAUUGUUCAAAAACGGCCAGCUCCCGAUGGAUGGACGAUAGCUGCCCAGGAUGGACGAUAGCCAUAUGUGCAGUCAACUAACAGUUCCUACUAGAUGCCGUUCGUUAAAAAAGUGAAGUCCGGUCCAUACUUCUCCCGCUUUCAAGUGAAGUACCGCCGUCGAAGAGAGGGAAAGACCGACUGUGAGCAAGUUCUGUAUUUCUUGAUUGCAUGUGCUAAGGUCUACUUAGACUAUGCUCGCAAGCGCCUCGUCACUCAGGCUAAAAACAAGUACAAUGCACCAAAAUACCGUUUAGUAGUGCGCUUCACGAACAGGGACAUCAUCGUCCAGAUCGUGUAUGCACGUCUACAGGGUGACUUCGUCUUGACCGCUGCACGGUCACAAGAGCUGCCAAGAUACGGGAUCAACCACGGUCUCACUAACUGGACUGCUGCAUACGCAACUGGUUUACUGUGCGCCCGCCGUGCGUUGACCAAGCUGGGUCUUGCCGAUAAAUAUGAGGGUGUCACAGAGCCCGACGGUUCCCUGACAUUGACUGAGGCACUGGAUGAUGAAGAUGCUCCACGACCCUUCAAGUGCUACCUUGAUGUUGGUCUUAAGCGCACUUCUACUGGCCACCGUGUUUUCGGCGCAAUGAAGGGCGCAAGUGACGGUGGUAUAUUCAUCCCCCACUCCGACAAACGUUUCCCUGGGUACGACCCAGAGAGCAAGUCGCUCGACAGUGAAGUGCUCAAGAAGUACAUCUUUGGUGGCCACGUCGCUGAGUACAUGGAGUCACUCGAAGAGGAAGAUGACGAGCGCUUCAAGAAGCAAUUCUCCUCAUAUCUUGCAGAUGAUAUUGGUUCAGACGACAUGGAGGAAAUCUACACGAACGCGUAUGCUGCUAUUCGUGAGGAUCCCACCUUCCAGCCUACGACGAAGACCAAGGACUGGAAGGCAGAGGCCCUCAAGUACAAGCAGUCCAAACUCACGCUGGAGGAGCGCAGAGCUCGCAUCCAGGCGAAGAUCGAGGCCUUCAAGGCUUCAGGAGGCGAGGCUGCCGCUGCCGACGACGACGAGGACGACGAGUAAAAAAAAAUCGUCGUCUCACUUUUUCUCUACCUUCACAUUUUCAUCCACUGUAUGUCCACCAGCAGUAGGUCAUGCUUAUGAUAUCAUGCAACACGAUUAUGGCCCAAAAACAUUUUUAAGAUUCUGAUAUGGUCUUCUCAACCAGCUCUUGCAGCCAUACUACGAGAG